This is a messenger RNA of Pedinophyceae sp. YPF-701, 3270 nucleotides long. The record is from the annotation of a GenBank genome assembly. Lineage: Eukaryota; Viridiplantae; Chlorophyta; Pedinophyceae.
AUGGACGGGCACGUCCAGCACAUUCGGCGCGACGCUGCGGCGUCGGCCUGGGACGAGCAGCAGUCGCUGGGCCGGCUCAAGGCCUUUGAGAAUGUAGACAUGACGCCUAGCAACUUCCAGCUGCGCACGGAGAACGCACUCGCCGAGGAGACCGCCAGCGUCGCCGAAGAGAAGCUCUCCCUCAUUCAGGAGGAGAGCGAAGCUGCCGGCGACCGCGCCGAGCUGGAUUUCGACGAGCUCUACCCGGACAGGGGCGGGCCGUCGGGCAACGGAGCGAUGGUCCACAAGGUCAGCUCGUUCAAGCAGGGCAUGGCGAAGAUUGUACGUUCCAUCAGUCGAGCAUUUUCGAUCCGGAAGACGCCCUCGGGCCUUGGGCCGGUCACGGAGGAUGGCGAACUCAACCUGGAUCCAGCCACGAUGCCCACGCUCAUGGACAGCCCACGGGGCCUGCCACGGCGCCAGGAGUCCCACCAGGCGCUGUUCCGGUUCAAGUCGGUGAAGCUGAAGCGCGAGGACUCGUGUUUGAGCGACUUCAGCGAGAUUCUAGACGAGAUCGACCAGAUGGAGAUGAUCGGCGGCUCCCUCGCCGACCACAUGGGCGCAGACGACGAGGAGCCGCGGGAGAAGUACGUAAUGAAAAAGUACCAGGACAAGAAGAUGACGGUGAGCAAAGUCAAGGAGAUCGGGCUGGACUCGACGUACAACAUGAUGGUGAAGCUCGGGCGGUGCCUGAAGACCAAGAACGGGCGCAGGCUGACGCGCACGCAGUCUGGGCGCACCAUGUUCACCACGGCCACGACGACGACGCGCAGCGUGGCGCGCGGGCGGAUGAGCAACUCGCGCCGCACGAUCCGGCUGGGCAAGAGAGGCUCCGGGGGCCUCACUUCCGCGAUCGACGAGGAGCCGAUGGGCUUCCAUUCCCACCAGCAGAUUGCACGGUACCUGACGCUGGUCGAGAAGGCGGUGGACGACCGCGUGAACAAGCACCUCGUGGAGAUAGGGCUGCGGAAGGAGCUGGAGCGCGACGAGGAGCUCAUGCGGCAGUGGGAGAUGGAGAAGGAACACGCGCAGGAGCUGGCAAAGGAGCGGGCGCUGGCCCACAUCAUCGAGAUGGAGGAACGCGAGCUCGCGGCGCUCGAAAUCCAGUGCGGCGUCCGGAUGAUGCUCGCGCGCGCCAAGCUGCGCGAGCUGCGCCGACAGAAGGCCGUCGCCGACCAGCUCGCAGCUGCGAACGCGCAGUUCGAGGUCGACAUGGCGUCCUACAGGGCCGCGGAGGCCGAGGAGCGCAAGCGGCGCAAGGCGCAGGCGGCGAUGUCGGCACUCUCGGCGAUGGAGCGCAACGAGGAGGCGCGCCGGCGGCACAUCUCGCGCGUGCGCAACCACGAGGUCGUCCCCGGCGGCGUCGCUGUCGCGAACAUCGGCGGCGACUUCAUGUUUCCGACCAUCGGCGCCGGCGACGCCUCCCUGCACGGCACCACGGGCCUGCGGAACCCCGCGGCGCCCGGCUCGCAGCUCUCCCAGCGGAAGUUCGUGCGCCGCGUCAGCGACCCGGCGCUGCGCAGCAAGCCCGCGAGCCUCCAGACGCAACUGCAACAGCUCGGCGUGCGGGGGGACCUGCGGAGCACGGUGUGCGGCGCGACGCCGCGCGGGGCGCUGGCGAUGCGUGCGAGCCAGCCGAAGCUCAGCGCGCUGGCGGUCGACGCGACCUCGUCGCACGACGCCACGCUCAAGGCCGGGUCGAGUCAGCCGCUGUCGAGCGCGGGGGGGACUCCCUCGGGGUCGGUGAAGCCGACGGCGAAGAAGGCGGGGAGCUCGCGGGCCGCGGCGGCGCGUCCGAACAUGCCGUCCGCGGACGCGGAGCGCAGCGUGCUCGGCGGGGGGCUGUCUGGGCAGACCCUGGGGGGAGUGGCGCAGGUGCGGGGGUCGGGCGGGUCCGCCGGCGCGACGCCGAGGGGCAACGCGCGGGCGAGCGCGAAGGGCGAUGUUCCACGGGGCUCGCACGGGGGCCGGGAGAGCCCCGCGCUGCCGGGCGCGCUCCCUGGCCGCCCUCUCGGCGCUGUUGGAGUUCGGGCUCCUGGUGCGCAGCGCGUGGGCAGCGGCGAGGCCAGCAGCCUGCACAGCGCCGGCAACAGCAACGCUGCGCGCGAGGCCGGCAGCGCGCACGGUCCGCCGCAGCUCGACGUGUCGAGCGCACGCGCUGCGGUGGCGGCGUCGAUGGGCGGGAAGAGGGGCGGCGGAAAGGCCGGCACGGCGACCGGGACGAUCGCGCCGUCGCCGCGAGCGGCGCGGCCGGGCGCGAAGCCGGCGCUGGAGCCGCUCGAGGUGGUGCGAGGGCAGGGCGCGGCGGCGGCGCUGGCGGCAGGGGCGGACGUGGUGGCGGGGGCGUCUGGGGGGGCGUCGGCUGACGUCGGGCCGCGGCUGCCGCUCCCGAGCGUCGCGAGCUCCGCUGCGGAUAGCGCGUCGCUGGCGCCGCUGCUGAAGAUCAGCUCGCGGGACGUGUCGUCGUGCCUGCAAGAGCCGACAGCGGUGGCCAGUCCGACUGCCUCAGGGAGCCACCGGCUGGUGUUCGAGCGGCCGCCCGACGGCCGCGACCUCGCGUCGCUGCGCGAGGGGGUCGUCGGGAUGUCGACGAACAAGUCGCGGCGGUCGUCAGGGGGGGAGUCCUUGGCGUCGGGCCACGUGCAGCCGGCGACGCCCUCCAUGCCCGGCACGGCGCCCUUCUCGCCGUCCAGCGGCACGGGCCUCGCGAACGACGCCGCCGUUCGCCCGUCCUCGCCGCUCCCAACGAUCCCGUCCGGCAUCACUGGCGCCGCAAUCGACGCUGCCAAGCAACCAACCGCUUCCGCCGUUCUGCCCUCGGAGCAGCCCGCGACGUACUCCGCGCGUGGCAACGGCCUCCGCGCGGGCGGAUCGACGCUCGGGCACGCCUCUUCGCCCACGGUGCGGUCCCCGGCCGGCAGCAAGGUCGCCAGCACCAGCAUCAGCAUGGCCGGAGGGGGGGGUGUUCAGCUCGAGGUAGGAAACAAACGCGGAUCCGGCGGCGCGAACGGGCAGGGGUCCGGCGUCGUGGAGCCUGCGCUCGGCCCCGGACUGUCCGGCGGGGCUCUGCCGUCACGCGCGAAGAAGAGCGCGGUGACUGGGCUGCCGGACCCGAAACGCGCGACGAGCAAGCUGACAGGGGCGGCGUCGCCGCGGAAGAAGGGCCCCGCGCGGGGGGCGUCGCCGGAGGACGCAGUAGUGUCGCUGCCGAAGCUCAACGGCCGGCGAUGA